CUCUCCUCCUGAGUGUAUCAGAUGAAACAACGCCUCUGAAACGGAAUCCAAAUAACUGAAAGGCUCUUUAAGAAGGAAGAACUGGUGGCGGCGUGCAAGACUCACAGAACAUUUCCUGAAGCAUACUGAGGCGAAGUCACAUCCAAAAAUGAAGUUUAAGUACAAAAGAGCGAUUGCCUUCUUGGUCAUACUUUUUCUCAUUGUGUCAUACCUGAGAGGGAUAAGCAAUUUAUUGACGGUGUCAGACAAGACCACCUUAAGGCAGAGCACCAGGAGCAAUCCACAGUCCCACGUUUACCUGACGCACAAUGGCUCCUUCCCCUCACUCAGCAAGAUGAAGGCUCACCCAGAAAACGACGACGGAGAAGAUCGAGCGGUGAUGACAAAUGGCAAGAAACACCUUCUCAUAUUAGCCGCCACCAGGACAGGCUCCUCGUUUGUGGGUGAGUUUUUCAACCAGCAGAGAGACAAUAUGUCUUACCUCUAUGAGCCCCUCUGGUACGUGGAAAGGAUGCUGACUGUGGAUGGACGCAUCAACGUGACAGCGACAGACAUGGUAUACCCUGAUGUGCUGCGGGAGCUCUUCCUGUGUAACUUCUCCCUCCUCGAAAACUUCAUACAGCCCCGUCCUGUUGACCACAUUAUGAAAAGGUUCUUCCGUAGACACGUCAGCAGCUCUCUGUGUGAAGAGUCUGUCUGCAGCCCGCCCAUCAGAAGGGACUCCAAAACACCCAACUGUGGAACGAGAGACUGUGGGCCCCUAAACCUGACCAUGGCUUCUGAGUUAUGCCUCCAGAAGAAACACAGGGUUAUCAAAGUUGUAAGGGUAUACCAUUUUCACAUUCUCCAGCCCUUAGCUGAGGAUCCAAGCCUUGACAUCAAAUUUCUCCAGCUGGUUCGCGAUCCUCGGGCCAUAAUCGCUUCACGUAUGGAGGCCUUCGGCAGGUAUGAGAACUUGAAGAAGUGGGGCAAUGGUGAGGAUGUGCCCCUUGAUGAAAAUGAUUUGAAGAAGGUGAAAACUACCUGUGAGACUGUCAGGAGAUCAGCUGAGUUGGGUCUCAGUCAGCCACCAUGGCUUCACAGGCGCUACAUGCUGGUGCGAUACGAGGACAUCGCUCGCUUUCCCAUGAAAAAAGCAGCAGAAAUGUACCAGUUUUCUGGGAUACCUUUCACCCCAGAGAUGAAAUCCUGGAUUCUGAACAGCACUUCGAAGGAGACCUGGGGUUCCUACUCAACGCAGAAAAGGUCCUUCGAACACGUAGAUAAAUGGAGGUUCACGUUACCCUUCAAAGUGGUCCAAGUUAUACAGAGGAUUUGUCUGCCCACAAUCAAGUUUUUUGGGUACAAAAUUGUGACCAGUGAAGAAAUGCUAAGAAAUAAGUUUGUCAGUCUCAUUGUAGACAAAGAUUCUAGCAUUUCAUGGACAUGAACACAAGUUAACUCCCAAAGUAAGAAAUGCUCUGCGGAAAAAAACUUCCGUAACCUGGUAAUAAGUGUUUUCUGUCAUCAUAAAGAGUUGUUACAGUUUCAGACAAUUUCUUGCUCUAAAUCUAACAUUUGAUGAAAAUGGUCACUGUUCCGACCCAGAGUCGUUGGGAGGUUUGGGGAGUGGUUUAUUUUGCCUUGCCAUUGCCCCCGCCUCUCCUCUCUGCACAGGUGCCCCGGGAUUUGAUGAUUGCUCCGUGCGCCGGUAUAAAAGCCAGAGCGUGCACGUGUUCUGGGUUGUCUCUCCCCUUUGCACCUCCUGAUGACAUCCACCGCUGUGCACGUUUGAGUUGGAUCUCUUUUGUUUACUUUAUUUUGUAAUUAAACUUUUCCUUUGGGCACGUUGCGCGGUCUCUGUCUCCCUCGUUUGGUUGCGGCUUUG
Messenger RNA from Salarias fasciatus (jewelled blenny), 1867 nucleotides. RefSeq names its product carbohydrate sulfotransferase 3-like. Gene Ontology annotation, biological process: N-acetylglucosamine metabolic process. Lineage: Eukaryota; Metazoa; Chordata; Actinopteri; Blenniiformes; Blenniidae. Gene Ontology annotation, molecular function: chondroitin 6-sulfotransferase activity; N-acetylglucosamine 6-O-sulfotransferase activity. The record is from RefSeq and is a predicted model, not a curated record. The coding region runs from base 149 to 1429 and encodes 426 amino acids. The transcript is spliced from 3 exons.